AUGUCCAGGUCAGCUUCGAUGUACAAUAGCCCUUACACCUACAAGCCACCACCUCCGAGAAUCGAUUACCCAUCAUUUUGUUAUGGAUGUCGAGACAUUACCUGUCGGUAUGUCCUAGACUCAAAACUGCUGGCAUUGAGUGUUUUGCUGCUGCUGGGAGCAAUCAUUGUUGUGGUGAUCUCCAAUAUUCUGCCAUUCUGGUUCACACUGGCAUUCAAUGGCAUAGAUGGCACUUUCGGUACCAACCCUCUACAGGAGCAUUUUUCUAUUGAGAGUGGGCUGUUCUUCUUGAAGGCAUCGGAGUUUGACAACCUGCUUUUUACAGACACUUUCACUGGCAGAGAUGCUGUUCCGAAACUUCUUCAGGCAGCACAGUUUUUCGCAGUUUUCGGAUCGUGCAUUCUGGUUCCAUGUUUUCCUGCUGGACUAAUUCUGAUGUUUCGACAAUUGUCAUCUCCGACAGCUCUCAUCAUACUGGCUGGAGCAGUCAGCCUUUCAGCCGCUUCUGAAAUUCUGGUGGUAGUGUUGAGUGGUUGUGUCUUUGGAGCAAGCAGCUGUGAUCCAUAUGCUGGUGAUGGCUGCAACUACCGAGACAACCUAGCUUGGCGCAUGCUGCCUAUCUACUCCCAGAUGUACAGAGUGGAGCCCCAUACUACUCCUUAUGUGACACCAUCUUGGGGCUGGUAUAUUGCCAUUAUUGGAGCUGCUCUAACUCUGGUUGCUGCUGUAUUUUUCUGGAUUGAAACUUUCAAAACUGUGAACACUCUGGGGACUAUUCGAUAUCAGCAGCUGCGACAAGCAAGAGACCCAUUUGAAAAUGACAUAGAUCCUUAUGUUGGCAAGAAGUUUACCUACCAGGCACCAUUACGUCAGGGUCCGAACACAUAUGGUAUGCAGCCAGUUGUAUCUGGUGCCCCAUAUGGUGGUGUAGUGCUGUCUUCAGAUUCACGCGGAGGAUAUGUCCCACCAGUUUCUUUCUCUUCAUACGAAGAACCGCCCAGAUAUAAUGAAAAGCAUGGUCCUCCAUCAACAGUCAGCGGUUCAAGUGGUCCAAUUGUAUCGAGAGAAAUCGAUCUCUAG
Messenger RNA from Candidula unifasciata, 1080 nucleotides. The record is from the annotation of a GenBank genome assembly. Lineage: Eukaryota; Metazoa; Mollusca; Gastropoda; Stylommatophora; Geomitridae.